UGUGCAUGGGUUAUAAAAUUGUUUAUUGAGAAGACUUUGCUGUUGUGUUGUUGUUAGGGUACAUGGAGCUGAGGCUUCUUCGAAAGCGAGGCCCCCACGAUGAAACAGAAAUGGCAGCAACUUGUAGGAAAUUUUCAAAAAUUAGAUUUGCAUGGGUUUUGCGAAAUUCCAUUAUAAAACAAAAUUUUCAUCAGGAGAAGAGAAACCUUUAUACAGUGUCAGUAUGUCUCCAAAGGCAAGAAGAAAGUUCUUCCUCAGAUGACCAUCCAAAUACAACCGAAGAUCGUAAUCAUGGCAAAUUUAAAGAUUCAUUUGGCUAUGUUGAUGGGAAAAGAGACAAAAGCAUGAAGGGGUCACUUUAUUUGAAUAUGAUUCAACUGCCACCAGACUUGAAAGAUUCAUACCAAAUAUUUUGCAAAAGAUACCCAAAGAAAACAAUUACUGAAGAUGGCCAGAAGCUUGCGAGACAUCUUCGAAAUCGAGGCAGGCCUACUGAGAGGUCUUGGCAGAAGUUCAAAGAGUCGAAUGCUAAGAUUAAAUCAGAGGUGAAGCGUUUUUCUGUUGGCGAUGAAGCAGAAGACACCUCUGUUCAUCAACAAGGCCUAGUUGGUAAUGAAGAUCUAACGGAAGAAGAUCGUCUUGAUCCUGAGGAUGAAGGCGAUGAUCUCAACAUGAAGAAUGGCGGGAAUGAAGGAAUACCGUUAAAGAGAGAACGGAGAAAGAAGACAGAAAUUCCGAAGAAAGCAUCGUACACAGUUGUAAGGUAUGGCAAACGUGAAAUCGCCGCAUUUGCAGCAAGUCGAAUACCUGCUUGUUUUGGAACCACUAAAAGAGCAUUAGGCGAGAUAAAAAGACGAGAUCCGGAUUUCAAUCCGAAAACACUCCUCGACUUUGGUUCUGGAACUGGAACCGCUGUUUGGGCUGCCCAUGAUCUCUGGGGAGAUUCCUUACGGGAAUACCAGUGCAUCGAUGUUUCGGAAGACUCAAAUAACGCAUGCGAAUUUCUACUAAGAGGCAGCAAAGAUCCUUCGCAGCCAAUGAAAGUACCAGGAGUGUACUUUCGAAGAUUCCUACCUUUGUCAAACAAGGUAACUUAUGACGUGGUGAUAUCAGCCUAUACACUUAGUGAGCUGCCUUUCAUAAAACAAAGGCAAUUCGCCCUGUCAAAUCUCUGGAGCAAAGCGAAUAAAUACCUGGUAAUAGUUGAGCACGGUAAUAACGAAGGCUUUGAAAUAGCAUUGCAAGCAAGAAACUACGUCACCAAGGGGAGCACUGAUGUGCAAGAUGUCUUCACUGGCUAUAUAGAGACAGACCAGGGCUUGACAGACGAUGAAUACGACUUCGUGGUGAGCCAGCCCGUCGAUGCAGGAUAUGUUUUUGCUCCGUGCCCCCAUGACACAGCUUGUCCAAGGUCUGAAGUUGAUGUUCGUGAUCAUCCAUGCAAUUUUGAACAAAAAGUUGAAUUGGCAUUCAGUCAGAGAAAUACAACAUUGAAAAGGUGGGGUUAUGCUACAGAGAGGUUUUCAUUUCUAAUCUUGAAAAAAGGAGAACGCAAUUGUGAAGAGUCUUCAUUACCAAGAGUAUUACAUCCACCGAAACGCAGGAAAAAUCACGUGAUAUGUGACAUUUGUAGUUCAAAUGGUAACAUAGAACAGUAUAUAUUUACAAAAAGAAAAGAUCCUGACCUGUACAAAGGCAUCAGACACUGCCUGAAGUGGGGAGACUUGAUGCCAGAUGUCGAUAGCAAAAAACCAAAGAAAAUAAUAACUUUCGAUAAUGAAGUAAUUAGACCAAGCGACGAGGAAUGAAUUUCUAUGAAUCA
This is a messenger RNA of Rhopilema esculentum, 1822 nucleotides long. RefSeq lists its product as uncharacterized. Gene Ontology annotation, cellular component: mitochondrial small ribosomal subunit. Gene Ontology annotation, molecular function: methyltransferase activity; structural constituent of ribosome. The record is from RefSeq and is a predicted model, not a curated record. Gene Ontology annotation, biological process: translation. NCBI's taxonomy places the organism in Eukaryota, Metazoa, Cnidaria, Scyphozoa, Rhizostomeae, Rhizostomatidae.